UUAUUUGUUCAUUGUUCAUAUUUCAGAUUUCGUCGCGAAUUUCAAAUUUCAAGAUCGAAAAUGGGAGACGGUGGUUUUGAUCCGUGCGAGUGUAUUUUCAACCAUGAAAUGGCAAUGCGCAGACUCCUAUCUUUGCUUAGGUACUUUUGGUCUAUUCUAAUGAACGAUUUUUCAAAAAAAAUAAAAGGGACUGUCCUAGAGAACGAUUUUUGGAUCUUCAAGAACUCACUAUUCAAGCUAAACAGUGCUGAUGGUAACUUUAUGAUGUUUGCUAUGGUCUGGAUGAUGAUGGCCUUCGUCAUGUACUUGCUUAGGCCACAGUCCCUCAGAGGAAACAGAGGAGAUGCUAAACCUCAAGGUCCCCAGGGAGGAGGAGGGAAUCCUGAACCCCCAGCUAUCAGUUAGAUACAAGCAUAACUCCAUAUCUGUGAUUCAACCAGAGAAAACAAACCAACCAGGAGAAAGAAACCAACCUUCGGAACCAACUUUUAUCAGCGUUAAAAAUCCUCUAAAUGUUCAAAAUUCAUCAAAACAUUGAAGCCAAAUUAAACCCCUUCUCUUUUCUCUGGUUUACUAUAGAAAGUUUAAACGAUUUUCGGACUGAACAAAAUGUCGCCUCAUGCAUAUUAGAUUUAAAACAUAAUCAUCCUUCAGCUUCAUUCAGUGUUUUGCUUUCUUUAACAUUUUCAAAACCGUUUUUUAUCUUUAACAUCGUUUUUAAACAUUUAAAGUUUUCUGUCUUUUAAGAGGCUCUACACAAAUUUUAAGCAGUUGUUAAAAUUUUUAGUGUUCUCCAAAAUUUCUACUCGAACAAAGGUAUAACCGUAUAAACCAGAACGAGCUAAUUAAGUUUUUUCGUUUACGGCUUAUAACUUGUGCCAAAGUACAAAUAUGACGAUGCAUUAUAAAGCCAACAUAAUGAGCUUGCGACUCUAAAAUGAAAUAAACAUCCCAGAUUUCUGUUGUUCCUCUUAAAAGUUAAAAUCUUGAAUGUUUGAAAUAAAAAACCAAGGUAUGUGUCAAAUAGUUCGGCUAAUUUAACGAUAUUUCAGAACAUUUCUGUUUUAUGAGAUAUUUUAUAAAACUGUAUUGGCGAUCCACCACCAUGCAACCAAGGGUUAUUCAUAAUUGUUAAGUGCAUACACUGGAUGUUUACAUUUGGAAUUAUAUUCUUGGUUAAAUAGUCCUCAGUCCGUUUUGAAAAAUCUUUUUGCACAUAAUGCCGCUGUCGUUUUAGCUAAUUUUCUGAACUUCAUAUAUUUUAUUUAACCACGUGUGAAUUUAAAGCAGGGGGUUUAAACUAUGGCAACAUUAGAAAAGUUGUAUGGUUCCCUUGCUGAAAAGAACUGAAUUCUCAGCUAAAAAUCUAAUUUUCUAAUCCUUAUAUCUUUGCAACCGGAUGGUGUAAAGCUUUGUCAUGUCAAAUUAUUUGAAGUUCAUGUAGCAGAAUUCAUGACACUAGGUUGCAAAGAAAAUAAUUUUAAAAUUAGAGUAAGAGAGAGUAAUACGUUCUUUUCUUCUUGAUUAUGAUAUAUAUAGGACAGCACUGACGACGCUGGUUUCACAUUUUUACUCAUCUGAUAUUUAAAUAUUGUUCAGAUAGUUUGAAUGCCAAGCCCUUCAAAAAUUAUUGUUUUUUUUUUAUGAAAACAAAUUAUAUAUUGAAUAGAGCAUUUAUAUUAAGCACAUCAAAAUACAAAUAAAAUUUAAUUGUA
Eurytemora carolleeae is the source of this 1715-nucleotide messenger RNA. RefSeq names its product small integral membrane protein 14. The transcript is spliced from 3 exons. NCBI's taxonomy places the organism in Eukaryota, Metazoa, Arthropoda, Copepoda, Calanoida, Temoridae. Gene Ontology annotation, cellular component: endoplasmic reticulum. The coding region runs from base 61 to 405 and encodes 114 amino acids. The record is from RefSeq and is a predicted model, not a curated record.